CAGAGACGCGCACCACUCAAUCUGCCUCGGGCUACUAAGCACGCAUAAGCUGCAAAGGAGAGACCAUUGUGCUGUCAUCAUGAGGAAGUUCCUGGUUUGUGCUGUGCUCAUUGCACUUCUCACCAUUGGCACGGAGAGUAGCCGCAUUCCCAGGCAGGCUGAGGAAGAGGGAGACGGGAUCGUCGAAGCUCAGGAGGAGGCUGUGGCCGCCCCAGCUGAGGAGGAGGCGCCGCAUGCAGAAGAACACAGCGCACCCGCUCCAGCUGAAGAGGAGGCUGUUAAGCAGGGCACCGCAGCCAGAGUGAUGAACACCCUCAGAUCCUACUACGACCAGACCCUCAACACCGCCUCUGGAUACCUGGAGGAUAUCAGGGAGUUGAAACUGGAGGAGAAAGCCAAGAACCUGUACGUGGAGACCACCACAGCUGUAAGGACCUACGCUGGGGUCGUGCAGGACCAGCUGUACCACAUGGUCGGAGCCCACUAAAUUGACCAGGCCUUCAGGCUCCAAACUCCCGAGGCUCACAGAUGAUUUAUGAUCCUGUUUGAGGACCUUCCUCUCGCCACUCAGUUUCUCCAUCAAACAGCAGUUUUGCAACUAAUUGCAAAAGCUGCUCCAUACUGGACUCACUAAAACAGCUGUAGUACUAUUGAAGUGAAUCAAUAGCGCCAAACUGUGGUGAGCCCAUGGUUAUUGUGAGUGGUGGGAACAAAUGCAGUGUAACCACAGCAUUUCAAGGCUGUAGAAACCAUUGGGAAAUGUCAUUUGUUCAUGUAAACUAUUCACUCAUGUUGUGCAAUAAAAAGAAUAUAUUUAAGAACCAA
Alosa alosa (allis shad) is the source of this 825-nucleotide messenger RNA. RefSeq names its product apolipoprotein C-II-like. Gene Ontology annotation, biological process: lipid metabolic process; lipid transport. The record is from RefSeq and is a predicted model, not a curated record. The transcript is spliced from 4 exons. Gene Ontology annotation, cellular component: chylomicron. Bases 80 to 487 code for a protein of 135 amino acids. Gene Ontology annotation, molecular function: enzyme activator activity. Lineage: Eukaryota; Metazoa; Chordata; Actinopteri; Clupeiformes; Clupeidae.